Mytilus trossulus (common blue mussel) is the source of this 1486-nucleotide messenger RNA. Its product is annotated as stomatin-like. The record is from RefSeq and is a predicted model, not a curated record. The coding region runs from base 266 to 1081 and encodes 271 amino acids. Gene Ontology annotation, cellular component: plasma membrane. The transcript is spliced from 8 exons. NCBI's taxonomy places the organism in Eukaryota, Metazoa, Mollusca, Bivalvia, Mytilida, Mytilidae.
AAAUUGACGAUCGGUUGCAGUUGUAUGUUGAUCUUCUUAUAUUGACGGGCAUUUUAAACAUUCUGGACUUUCAAAAUGUACCUGUUAUGACGUCAAUACGUUGACCUACCUAGUGACGUAUGGUACAUGUAUCAGAUGAUUGAGAAAUACCCGUGUGAUAAUUUAAAUAUAAAUAUAUAUGUGUAUACAUUGUAGAUAUAAAAGAUUAAGCUAAGCGUGACAGUAUUAUUUAAAGUCCGUGGGAUAAUAGUUUGAAAGCAGAAACAUGGAAUCCAACAAAGUGCACGAAGCCCCCGGAAGUGACAAUGAUAUAGGAUGCUGUGGUUGUAUAUUGAUAGGAUUAUCAUAUCUUCUUGUCGGAUUGUUUUUCCCGUUUUCUUUGUGUAUGACUAUCAAGAUCGUGACGGAGUAUGAAAGAGCAGUAAUAUUUCGACUUGGACGGGUACUUCCUGGAGGAGCUAAAGGCCCGGGAAUGUUUUUCAUUCUACCUUGCCUUGAUGAUUUCAAGAAAGUUGACCUCCGUACAGUUUCAUAUGAUGUACCCCCUCAAGAGAUUUUGACCAAGGACUCGGUAACAGUAGCAGUGGAUGCUGUAAUCUACAGUCGGAUAUUUGACCCGACGAUGUCGGUCUGUAAUGUUGAGAAUGCAGAUCACUCGACACGACUUCUUGCAGCAACUACACUCAGAAACGUGCUUGGGACAAAGAAUAUGUCAGAACUUCUCAGCGAAAGGGAUGUUAUCGCCAGUUCAAUGCAGCAAAUUCUAGACGAAUCAACAGACCCAUGGGGUAUCAAAGUUGAAAGAGUAGAAAUUAAGGAUGUAAGAUUACCUGUGCAGCUACAGAGAGCAAUGGCUGCCGAAGCUGAGGCUUCUAGAGAAGCACGUGCUAAGGUUGUAGCAGCUGAGGGAGAACAGCAUGCCUCACGUGCGCUGAAGGAAGCAGCCGACAUCAUGGCCCAAUCACCAGCCGCCAUUCAGCUCCGUUAUUUGCAGACAUUGAACAGCAUUGCAGCAGAGAGGAAUUCCACCAUUAUAUUCCCUCUUCCAAUGGAUCUAUUACAAGGAUUUUUGAAGAAGUGAAUUAAUUCUUGAAGGUGUGUGUUUGUGCAUGAAGCUGCUUUGGCAUACAAAGCAUUUUUAUCCACCGAAAAUUACUUAAUAUUUCUACUUUAGUGCAGACUAAAACUGCUUCCUUGUUCAGACUGUUCCAAAUAACUUUAAAAAAAACACCAUUGAAUGAUUGAACGUGAUGCAAAGUAAAAUUGUUAAUCUGAUGAUCAUUGAUGUAGGUGGCGCAUUUAUCACUCAAGUGUGCAAUAUUCACAUAACGUUGACAACAUGUGCCUUAAGGACGAAGUUUGUUUGACUGUGUUAUUUAUUUAUGUACACAUUGAUUCAAAAGUAGGGUAUACUCAAAUGUAUUUUGUAAAUAUGAUUGUAUAUUAUUUAUUUUACAUUGAAAUAAGUAAAGGUUACUCACACAAA